AUGUCCACCGUGAUUCUUGGAGGAGGCAUCAUCGGAUCUUCGAUUGCCUACUACCUAUCUGAAAAUGGACCGUCCGACGAGAUCCAUAUUGUUGAGGCAUCGUCUCAGAUGUUCAGUGCUGCAUCAGGAUAUGCUGCAGGUUUCCUAGCCAAGGACUGGUUUACGCCAGCUCUUGCACCCUUGGGAGAACUCUCUUUCAAUCUGCAUCAGUCGCUGGCGGCUAAGCAUGGAGGGACACAGAAAUGGGGAUACAUGAAAGGCACAGCACUGAGCCUGGACUUUUCCAAGAAGAAUAAGAAAGGGGGUGCUACUGGAGACGCAUGGCUGAGUGCAGGAACAAGCCGAGCGGAAACAGCUGCCAGCUCCAGCAGUCCUAUUCAUGCGGAGGUACCCGGCUGGUUGACGAAGCAGAAGAAAGGGGUCCUUGAGAAGAUUAGCGAUGAUAACACUGUUGCUCAAGUAGAUCCAUUGAGAUUGUCAAGAUUUCUUUUGGAGAGCUCUUUGGCCCGCGGUGUCAAGUUGCGCAACCCAGCUAAGGCCACAUCCGUCAUUACGGAUCAAGUCAGUGGAGAUAUCACCGGGGUCAAAAUCAUCAAUCUGGAUACUCAGACCGAGUGCUCACUUCCGUGCACAAAUAUCAUCAUCUGUGCUGGUCCCUGGACGCCGCAAGUCUAUCAUGAACUGUUCCCUUCGUCUCCUCUCGCAAUCCCAAUCACCCCUUUGGCUGGGUAUUCGCUUGUCGUUCGUUCUCCUAGACACACACUCCAAGACGAGAGGGUAAAAUACACCAGCCGCAGUCAUGCCGUGUUUACGUCACACCCUGAUGCAUGCGGCUUCUGUCCCGAGAUUUUCUCUCGUCAAGGUGGAGAGAUCUACAUCGCCGGUCUGAAUGACACGCAUAUCCCUCUUCCAGCUCAGGCGGAGGACUCGUGCAAAUUAAUGGAUCAGAAUGAGAUGGAACGAUUGAAAAAGGCGGCGGUUCAUCUAAUGGGAGCACUAGCCGAAGGCAAUGUGGAAUUAACAGACGGCAUUGCCAACAAAAAUGACUUGGAGAUAUUGCGUGAAAGCCUAUGCUUCCGACCUAUCUCCGCGCAUGGAGUUCCCUUCGUCACUCGAGUUGACGAACAUUUGCUAGGUGGGCUCAAAACUGGCUCUAGAAACAGAUGUAAGGAUGGUACAGCAAGAGGAGUUUUCGUUGCGUCAGGUCAUGGUCCGUGGGGUAUCUCAUUGUCAUUGGGAACUGGGAAAGUGAUUGCGCAAAUGGUGGAGGGAGUCGAGCCUGAUGUAGAUGUGAGUGGGCUUGCAAUAGUCUGA
Molecule: messenger RNA, 1314 nt
Organism: Aspergillus lentulus
Lineage: Eukaryota; Fungi; Ascomycota; Eurotiomycetes; Eurotiales; Aspergillaceae
Source: RefSeq, a predicted model, not a curated record